Pygocentrus nattereri (red-bellied piranha) is the source of this 2653-nucleotide messenger RNA. Its product is annotated as CD276 antigen-like. The record is from RefSeq and is a predicted model, not a curated record. The transcript is spliced from 5 exons. The coding region runs from base 215 to 982 and encodes 255 amino acids. Gene Ontology annotation, cellular component: external side of plasma membrane. Lineage: Eukaryota; Metazoa; Chordata; Actinopteri; Characiformes; Serrasalmidae. Gene Ontology annotation, biological process: positive regulation of T cell proliferation; negative regulation of T cell proliferation; immune response.
UUUUCCACAAAAUGGAAUCAUCAGCCUAUGCAGAACCUGUUUCUGCAAGCGCUUUGAGCGUCUAAGCAGAAGCACAGCAGGGACAGGAACAGCCGUAUGUUAGCGGCAGGCUCCGUGUAUUUCUGCCGGCUUCUGUGGCACAAAACAAGUUUUCCUCUCUUUGUUUUCUGACUUUUUCCUCAGAUGCUGUUUGCCCUUAGUGUUCCUGCUGCUGAUGCAGAAAGUUUCCCUGCAGGAGAUUGAAGGUUUUGUGGGCGACACCGUCAUCUUGCCAUGCCUUAUCAGUGGUAAAGCGCUGCCAAAUAAAGUCACCGUAUUCUGGAGAUUCAGAGACAGCGGCACCGUGUACGACAUCGUCGACAGCAGAGCGUCGUUGGAUGAACAGGAUGUGCCGUUCAGAGGCCGAGUUGACAGCUUUCCAGACGAGUGGACUAAAGGAAACUUCUCCAUCAAACUCAGCGGUGUGAAGAAGACGGAUGGAGGAAUGUACACUUGCUUCAUUCCUGGAGUCAACAUUCAAACAACAAUAUACCUGAUUGUUAAUGUGUCCUUGCAGGAUGUUCAAGCCUUUGUAGGAGACACCGUCAUCUUACCGUGUUCAAACAGUCAUGAGGCACUGCUGGUUAAAGGCACUGUGUUCUGGAGAUUUGGAGACACCAUCACUGUGUACGACAUCACGGACAGCAGCGUGAAUUUUGAUGAGCAGGCCACAUCCUACAAAAACAGAGUGGACACUUUUCCAGCUGAGUGGACAAAGGGAAACUUCUCCAUCAAACUCCGCGAUGUGAGGAAGAGUGAUGGAGGAACGUACACCUGCUUCCUUCUUAACGUCAACGCCAAAAACAAAGUACAGCUGACUGUCAAAGAUCGUCCAGUCACACCAACAGACAGUAACUCAAGAAACGGCAACGUCAGAAGAAGACCAGACCGACUUUCACUUCUCUUUGCGUUUCUGCUGGGAUGCUCUCUGCUGUGCGCUUAAGCUCGACAGACGAACCUGCGCUAUCGAAAGUACAAUCCUAGAAACACGGUUCUAGCUGAGCUGUUCAGAAAGAUCUGCCUGUUUUUCUCCAACAGAACUGUGAUUCUCCCACUGCAGGGCUGGUAUUCCAGUAGGUUUUAGAUGCUUUACUGCAUAUGGGUGGGUUGGGGAAGUCAUGAUACUUGGAGAAAAAGUCAAGAUAUUUCAGGAAAAAAGUCAUUUUGAGAACAGAAUGAGGAGCGAAGUGAUUGAUAUUUGUGUUUGUACAUACAUCACUAGAUAUUUACUCCUGAUCAGAGCAAAUCCAGUAGUUCGGUAAACAUUAACCCUUUAAGGUCGAACAAAAACUUGGCUACACUGCGUUUAUUUGAUAUGUAAAGAACAUUCGCCAACAAACCCAAACAAUUCAGAGAUUUUGGUUUAGUCUGUCUCACAAAUGACAUCUUUCAGCAACUGACCGCCUGAAUUGGAAUCUGAUUAAUACAUUAGAAAUGCUGUAUUGUUACUGUUAAAUUAUUUAUUACAAGCGCUUGUCGAUCCAAACUGCUCCGAAUGAACAAUCCAACAUUAAAAGAAGCCCCGGGCAUCUUUUAUACCGUGAUAGGAAACACAGCAGCUCACGGAAAGCUCAGAUUCGGUGUGCAGAUAUUUUGGAAACGUAUAUAUUUUGAAUCAUUAGUGAAGAAUAUGUCGGCCCUCAGGUAUUUUAAUCUGGCUCUCUUUGAUCUAAGCUUGGACGGCCUUGAUGCAAAGGAAACAAGGGCUAAAAAACGGGCUGGACACUCUGAGGUGGACUGAGUUAUUACUCUGCCGCCCUGGUUGAGCCGAAGCUGCACUCGUAUCUCUGGGGAAAUGUAAGAGGGUGUAGUGUCCUUGGUAGAUUAGCUCGUCUGGAAGGUUUCAGAGGGCGUGAGAAUGAUAAUGUUGGCAGGCUUUACACAUCAACAUCGCUGCACAACGCAGAGGAAACCGGCACUUCAACGCUGUUCCUCUUUACUGUCUACAUAGAUCACGUUUUCAGCACUGCACAUCUAGAAUAGCCGCUGUGCUGCUCCCAGAUCAGCUCAUCCGCUUCACGGUGAUUGAUGAUGCAUCUCCACCCCAGAGUGUUCAGCCUUAGCAGCUUUAACGAAGGGAUGUAAUUUCGGUAUGAGAACUCCUAGAAAACCUCGCAUCUCCAACAUGGUAACUUUACAGGAGAAGGAGAAACCUUGGUUUAAUUUUACUGUGAGUGAAUGGAACCAGAUUUUUGGGCUGGUUCUUUUGGUCCAUUCAUCAUGACAUUUGUAUACAAUGUAAAGGACAACAGGCAUUACAUGAAGAAUGGAGAUACGAGGUUUUCUUUCCCGCAGCUGUGAUGUGUAUCGCCGUACUGAUAUUAGACUGCAGAGCUCUUUUGUGUACACUUUGAACUGUUUAUGUAUAAUAUUUAUUUAUUUUAUAUAUUUGUGUUUAUUCCAAAAGGGGCAGAUUAACUGGAACGUAUCAUCAGUUCCUCAUUGCAGCUUUGAAGAAUUUACGUAUUUCUGGUACUCCUGACUUACGGGAGGCAAAUCCUGCCAAAAAGGAAAUGAAAAUGAAAACAAUAACAUGUCAAAGGCCAAACACAAGACUGGUCAAGCACAGACUAGUUCAUAUGACUUAGAAAACUAUGGUGUAUCUCGAUAUAAA